Molecule: messenger RNA, 873 nt
Organism: Octopus sinensis (East Asian common octopus)
Lineage: Eukaryota; Metazoa; Mollusca; Cephalopoda; Octopoda; Octopodidae
Product: NADH dehydrogenase [ubiquinone] 1 beta subcomplex subunit 7
Exons: 5
Coding region: 188-733 (181 amino acids)
Cellular component (GO): mitochondrion
Source: RefSeq, a predicted model, not a curated record
UGUAUUUAAAUAUGAAUGGAGGUACCCGAGUAAAGCGCCGGAGGUCCACGAGGAAGAGAAGGGACUCGCUUGCGUGAAAAUAGGGGAGGAAGUCUGGGUUAAGCCACCAAAGGCGCGCUGUACGUCUCAAUGGUGUAGAGGAACGGUGACGGCGGUCAAUUCCAGAAACAACGUCUCUGUGGAUGGAAUGCCACGACACGUCUUGGACCUUCGCAGGAUUGUCACUUCGACGGACGACGAUUGUGGAAACGAGGUGCCUAGCUUGAGAAGAUCUCGACGCUCAAGGUGCUCUCCCGCUCUCCCGUUCUUGCCUUCGUGUUGCAAUUGUGACCUCGGCUCUGUCAGUAUGGGAAAUGCUGCUGGUCAUGUUGUCUUUGAAUUUAUGCAUCCAGAACUCGCCCCGGACCAUAAAAACCCUCCGACUUUCGAUCCAAACUUAGGAUUUCUUAAUGGACGCAAAGAGCGAGUAAUGAUUGCAACACAAGAGGAGUUAAAUGAGCUGAGCAUCCCACUAGAGAAACGUGACUAUUGUGCUCAUCUAUAUGUAAAAUGGCUGAAAUGUCGUCAACAAAAUUACCCAUUAUGCCAGAGAUGUCAUCAUGAAAAACAUGAUUACGAACAGUGUGAAUACGAUGACUUUGUACUUCGAAUGAAAGAAUACGAACGAGAAAAACGGUUAAAGAUGCGUGCCGAAAGAAUUCAAGCAAAGAAAUUGGCUGAAGAUUUAGAAUGAUGCUGAAAGGAUUAAGAUAGUUCUAAUUUUUUUUUUUUUUUUCAAAGGAUUAGUGUUAAGUUCUUGGAGAAAUGAGUUCUAUUCGUUGGUUUUCCUUUUUGAAAAUCAAUGUUUAUAACAAAUAAAGAUAAAUUAUAUAA